This is a messenger RNA of Pygocentrus nattereri (red-bellied piranha), 3158 nucleotides long. Its product is annotated as poly(rC)-binding protein 3-like. Gene Ontology annotation, cellular component: nucleus; cytoplasm. The transcript is spliced from 13 exons. Lineage: Eukaryota; Metazoa; Chordata; Actinopteri; Characiformes; Serrasalmidae. Gene Ontology annotation, biological process: regulation of gene expression; regulation of RNA metabolic process. Bases 604 to 1659 code for a protein of 351 amino acids. The record is from RefSeq and is a predicted model, not a curated record. Gene Ontology annotation, molecular function: mRNA binding.
AGAAGGUUGCUAGUUAGGAGGCAUCCAUACGCUGUCUGUCUAGUGUACUAAAAAAUAUGUACCAUCAGAUAGCAGGGGCUGGAAAAGAGACCCUUAGGCAAAAGGACUGGAAAGACAGUGGUGACGCAUUGGCCAAUGGUCAUACUCCGCUGUCAGUGUGCCUCAUUGGGUAGCUCUGAACACCCCACAGGAGGGGGCACCCCGAUGCCCGGGCACCCAUACACCCCUGACCCGCUUUCGGCAUUUGCAACAUUGUCCAAAGCUCAGGAUUGCACCCCAAUAUCACUGCGAUCCAAAUGCGUUUCCCAAUCUUUCCGAUUUUUUUGUCGAGAAAGUCACGUGUUGUGACAUCUAGCUCACAUGACUGCGUCUUCCAGCCAAUCGAAUGUUAGUGUUCGAUCUGAGUUGAGUGAAAGGAUAGGGGGAAAAAUCAUUUUCCUGUCUGCCGUUCUUUUUUUUUUAUAAUCUUUUCACAAACGCCGAAAGUGGUGGCCAUCUGUUUCCAGUAGCACCUAAGGUGUUGGACUGGUAGCUCCUCUACUCCUAAACUCUCCCAAAGAUCCCUGGGUUAACACAUCUAGGUCCUGUAUCUUCAUCCCUGCCAUGGAGCCAACCAAAGUCCAGUCUGAGGGGGGACUCAAUGUCACUCUCACCAUCAGACUGCUCAUGCAUGGCAAGGAGGUUGGUAGCAUAAUUGGAAAGAAAGGGGAAACAGUCAAAAAAAUGCGGGAGGAGAGUAGUGCUCGUAUAAACAUUUCAGAGGGAAACUGCCCAGAGAGGAUAGUCACCAUCACAGGGCCUACAGAUGCCAUAUUCAAGGCUUUUGCCAUGAUUGCGUACAAGUUUGAAGAGGAUAUCAUCAACUCCAUGAGCAACAGCCAGGCUACCAGUAAGCCUCCAGUGACCCUGCGUCUGGUGGUACCAGCCAGCCAGUGCGGCUCUCUGAUUGGGAAGGGUGGCUCUAAGAUCAAGGAGAUGAGGGAGUCUACAGGAGCUCAGGUGCAGGUAGCAGGGGAUAUGCUGCCCAACUCCACCGAGCGGGCUGUCACCAUCUCGGGUACUCCGGACGCCAUUAUCCAGUGUGUGAAGCAGAUCUGUGUGGUGAUGCUGGAGUCCCCACCCAAAGGUGCUACAAUCCCGUACCGGCCCAAGCCUGCCUCUGCUCCAGUGAUUUUCUCUGGGGCACAAGUGAGAGCAGACCCACUGGCAGCCCCCUCAACAGCCAACCUCAGCCUGCUGCUACAGCACCAGCCUCUGCCUACCUACACCAUUCAGGGACAGUAUGCCAUCCCUCAUCCUGACCAGUUGACCAAGCUCCAUCAGCUGGCUAUGCAGCAAACCCCCUUUACCUCCCUUGGGCAGACCACCCCCGCUUUCCCUGGUGUGGAUGCCAGUUCACAGGCCAGUACUCAUGAGCUCACCAUUCCAAAUGAUCUAAUAGGCUGCAUAAUCGGGCGCCAGGGCACAAAAAUCAAUGAGAUUCGUCAGAUGUCUGGGGCUCAGAUCAAAAUCGCUAAUGCCAUGGAGGGGUCAUCAGACCGUCAGAUCACCAUCACGGGUACACCUGCCAACAUCAGCCUGGCACAGUAUCUCAUUAAUGCCAGGUUCCGAGAUGUGGCAGCCAUGUGGACUGACCCUUCUACUAUGACGACCUCUUGAAGCCCCAUGCUCUUCUCAUCUGAAACUCAACGAAAUCAUCCUGUUCCUUUACUUUACUUUUUGGACUUCAUAAGCUUCCCUACCAACCUCGACAGUUACUAAGAAGAUGUCUGCUUCUAAGGAAGUUUGAAUGGAAUUGAAGGAAAAUCUUCAGUCUGUACGAUUUCUUUCAUUAAAAAAAAGAAACGGACUUGGCAUCACGACACUGACUGUGCUAGCAUAAGGCCCCAACUACGAGUUAUGUUUAACCUGUCUAUGGCUCUACAGCCGAUUGUUUAGUUCUUAUUCUAAUGUAAUUUACCAAGCAAUUGUUGAGUACUUAGGUCAUUUGUAAUGAAUGGUAAUGGAAUUGUGUCUGUGUAAAAGCAUAUGUUAUAUUUUCUUGUCAGUUUAACUAUAGUUAUAUAUAGGGUUUUAGCACAGAAUCUUAGCAUGCUGAAUGUCUAGAAUCAGUUGUGCUCUUAUUUCACUUCUGCUUUUGUUGUGAAUAUACAUACAUGCAUAAAGUUUAUUCAAGCAAUCAUACAUGUGAUGCAAGCAAUAAUUCUCAAAUAUGUGUCUGUUUAAACCAAUACCAUAAACUUUGUCGUAGAACAUGGAAAAAAUACGGAAAACAGAAAAAGAAAAUCCAUGGGUUGUACAUAAAGAAGGCACGUGGUUUCUAAUAUUGCAUUUUGCUUAAGGUCAUUUGUCUUAAGGUGAUCCAUGAUUGUUUAGCGCAGUAUACUUGACUUUUACUACAGUCUACAUAUUGCAUCAUAAUGUAUCAAUGAUAACCUGUGUGGUCAGAGAAGUUCCUGUUUGGAAAGACCUUCUGCAGUCUUCAUAGACCAUUUCAUAAGUUAACCAGAAGAUUCUUUCAGCCUUGCUCAACAAGUUGAUUGUUUGAUUUGCAUUGAAUCUAUUACUUUACUGUUGUCUACUAGUUUAAUGGGUUAUGAUAGCAUAUUUGCAAUGUAUUGAAGCUUCAUGUAAACACCAUGUCUGUGCAUUGUAUGCAAUAAUGUGACUAUAUUUUGCUCUUUAUGACAGCAUGAGAAGCAUACAUUAGUAGAGACAUAGAUUCUGUUGAUGGGUUUUUGUCUUGUAAUUCAUUAGUAGAGUUUUGCUGUUGAUUUUUGACUAUACAGAUCUGAUUUUGAGGGGAGGUUACUGGUAAUUGCAUUUGAAUGUAAUGAUGUGAACUUUUUAACAAGUCAUUUGCAAUGUAGCGGUUCUGUGCUGUCCCCAGAUUAAGGCUGCCCAAGUGGAGGAAACUACAUAACCUUUACAACAUCUGGGCCUUUAAGUUUAUUUAGCGUUUUAUUUUCAAAUAGGAUAGUGAUUAAUGUAUGAAUUUGAAGUGUAAUUACUCUUAAAUAUGACCAGUUAUCUUUUUGGAAUGUUUAUUGUUUAUAUCAAAGUGGGCUUUGAUGAGUUUAAAUGUAAUUUAAGAUGAUACCAUGUACGAAUUCAGUGUUGUCAUUAUGUGAAUGAAAUGAAAAUGGAAAUUGCUUAUA